Messenger RNA from Manduca sexta (tobacco hornworm), 469 nucleotides. RefSeq lists its product as uncharacterized. NCBI's taxonomy places the organism in Eukaryota, Metazoa, Arthropoda, Insecta, Lepidoptera, Sphingidae. Gene Ontology annotation, molecular function: zinc ion binding; sequence-specific DNA binding. Gene Ontology annotation, cellular component: nucleus. The record is from RefSeq and is a predicted model, not a curated record. The transcript is spliced from 5 exons. The annotation marks the transcript as partial.
ACUAAAAGUCAUGGAAUUACCUUCCAUAUGUUCCCCAAGGACCCGAACCUUCGUGCUGCGUGGGUGGAGGCACUCGGCAUGACCGACUGGGAGCCAAAAGACAGAAGCACUAUAUGCUCCGAACACUUCAGGAAGGAUGAUUUCUACGUGACUAAAGGCGGUCUACGGAAAAUCAAAGAUGGCGCUGUUCCUGUGGUCACUUAUGAUUCUUCUGAGGACCUUGAUGCUCCUGCAGCUUUAAGGGUGUGCAGAAUCUGUUUAGCAAUGGAAGGUCAGAUGUAUCACAUACGAGAUCACAAACUGGACGAGAUUUAUGAAAAUGUCACUGGCAUUUAUUUAAGCGAAGAUGACAAACUACCUCAGAAGUUAUGCUGGGAGUGUGCCCACAGGUUGCUAAGCACCAACGGGUUUAGGAACAAAGCUCUCAGAAGCCAGGCUUUGCUGAUGAACCUUCUUCAACCGGAGAUAU